Messenger RNA from Bathycoccus prasinos, 417 nucleotides. RefSeq lists its product with no specific name. The coding region runs from base 1 to 417 and encodes 138 amino acids. The record is from RefSeq and is a predicted model, not a curated record. The transcript has a single exon. Lineage: Eukaryota; Viridiplantae; Chlorophyta; Mamiellophyceae; Mamiellales; Bathycoccaceae.
AUGUCUGCAGAACAUCAUUCGCAUCCGCGACACGAUGAGAUCUCUUUCGACUCGGAAAUGCAAUCUUUCUGGCACAGGUUUGAGCAAAUACAUCACCAUCAACGUCGUGAAGGCACAAAAUUAAAUCUUCAAAAAAGCGACGACGAGAAUGCGCGUGCGCACGGGUCGGAGGAACUCGAACGCGUGUUGGAUAAAGUGCACGCGUCCGAGGAAGAGAAUAGACGUUUAAGACGGGAAGUUGACGAGCUCAGUAUCAAGUUACAACGACGAAAAGUAAACAAAAGGCUUUCAUCCAUCAAAAAUCAAAAACAGCACGAAAAAGGAGAAGAGGACGAGGAAGAUUUUUUCAAUUACGAUUCGCUUCCGCUCUAUUCUGAAUACGUCAAAAAGCGACAACGUCAGCGAACAGAAGGGUGA